AUGGAAAAAUGCAAAAACCAUUCUUAUCUAUCACUGUCUAUUCAUAUCUAUCUAUCUAUCUAUCUAUCUAUCUAUCUAUCUAUCUACGACAGUCUUUUCGUAUCUUUCUUUCUUUCUUUCUUUCUUUCUUUCUUUCCCAGGCUAUUUAUCUCUAUAUAUCUACCUAGAUACCUAGUCCCUGCAGUAUCUAUCUAUCUAUCUAUCUAUCUAUCUAUCUAUCUAUGUAUGUAUCUAUUAAUUUAUUUUAUUCCCUUUCUCCCUCUUCUUUCUAUCUAUCUAUCUAUCUAUCUAUCUAUCUAUCUAUUAGUUUCUUUUAUUCCCUCUCUCACUUCGUUUAUCUAUCUAUCUAUCUAUCUAUCUAUCUAUCUAUCUAUCUAUUUUAUUCCCUCUCUCCUCUUCAUUAUCUAUUCAUCUAUCUAUCUAUCUAUCUAUCUAUCUAUCUAUUAUUUCUUUUAUUCCCCUCUCUCACUUCGUGUAUCUAUCUAUCCAUUCAUCAAUUUAUUUUAUUCCCUCUUCUCAUCUAUCUAUCUAUCUAUCUAUCUAUCCAUCUAUCUAUCUAUUAGUUUCUUUUAUUCCCUCUCUCACUUCGUUUAUCUAUCUAUCUAUCUAUCUAUCUAUCUAUCUAUCUAUCUAUUUUAUUCCCUCUCUCCAUCUAUCUAUCUAUCUAUCUAUCUAUCUAUCUAUCUAUCUAUCUAUUAUUUCUUUUUUAUUCUUAUCUCACUUUCGUUUAUCUAUCAUUCAUUCAUCUAUCUAUCUAUCUAUCUAUCUAUCUAUCUAUCUAUCUAUCUAUCUAUUAGUUUUUUUAUUCCCUCUCUCACUUUGUUUAUCUAUCUAUCUAUCUAUUUUGAAUAA
This is a messenger RNA of Acanthosepion pharaonis, 852 nucleotides long. The record is from the annotation of a GenBank genome assembly. Lineage: Eukaryota; Metazoa; Mollusca; Cephalopoda; Sepiida; Sepiidae.